Molecule: messenger RNA, 1323 nt
Organism: Monosiga brevicollis MX1
Lineage: Eukaryota; Choanoflagellata; Craspedida; Salpingoecidae
Exons: 1
Source: RefSeq, a predicted model, not a curated record
GGAGCCGACAAACGCAAACACUACCGCAAACGCCGGUCCAGCGUCAACUCGGCCGUUGGUGACUAUGAAGACGCCCCAUCCACCGCCGCCCCCGCCUCACCACGUCGUAACACCCACAACAACAACGACCAUGGCCAUGCCCAUCACCACAACCAUGCCAGCCUAGACAGUGGCAACGGAACCUCGCAAACUGGUCAACAAGCCCCGUCCAACCCCAAGAUUGACCUGCCCGAGCCAAUCGCCGCCGAGUCCAACCUCAAUCCGCAGGCCCACGCCAAACCCCGCACUCCAGAAGAGCGAAUCGCACAACUCGAGCGCGAACUGGCGCAAGCCCGGGAAGAGAAGACCGCUGCCGAAGAUGCUGCCGAGCGCCUGCGCAACUCUCUGCACAAGGUGCAGCAAGAACACAAAAAGCUCACAAAAAAGCUUGUGCAGCGUUGUUCUCAGCUCGAAGACGUCCUUGCCCGCCAAAACGAGGACCGCAAUCAACUGGUAGACGAACUCAACUCCAAGAACAAGCUCCUCGCCGUUAGCUCCAGCGGCGUCGAUAGCCAGAUUCGCGUCUACCGCCAACAAUUGGACCAAGCCCAUGCCGCCAUAGAGAACCUGAAACGCGUACACCUCCACACCUCCACCGAACUUCAGGAACGCAACCGCCACCUGUCCCUCCAGCUCCUUCAGCUUGACCAGGCGUACAAGGCCGCCGAAAGCCAGCGCUUACAAAUGCACCAACAGCUCUCCAUCAGCCAGCAACAGCUCUUCAACCAGGACGCCCACCUUCGCCGGGUCACCAAGCAUGCUCGCGCCCUCGAACGCAACAUCUCCAACAGCUCCCUCCCCUCCCAGGCUUCCCACCAUACUGCUGACCUACACUCGGUGCACUCCAUUCACUCGGCCGCCACCGUGCCUCCCCAUGAUGCCGCCGGUGGCAUCAUUGAGACAUUGCAGGGCAUCAUCAACGACGUGAAGCGCGUUUCUGCCAAGCUCGGCAGUACCCCGCUGCCUGCUGCCGUCGAACUCCCUAAGCGCUGGGAUGGCUCGGGCUCGCCCUACCUUUUUCACCUCGACCGCACUACUUACAUUCUCCUGCCUCGCCUCGUCGAACAGCUGCAGUCGGCCAUUGGGAAGGAUCGUCUCGUCGUCAUUGGCCCCGCGGCCUGGAACGCUUACCUCAAAUCCCCCCUCCUGUCCAAGGACCUGCGCCUUGGCCUUGCCAUGACCCCCGGAGACGACUUUGUUGACGUUUUGGCUAGUGCCAUGACUGAGGUUCUCAAAAGCCCUCUGGUUCAGCACGCCAUUGCCAUGCUUCAAGCCGUGCAACAG